AUGUCUUCGGAUAUCACCCCGGAUCAGCCCAUUACAUUAUUCAUAACGUUAAUGGAUUUCCAUUUGGAUAGAGAGAUAAGUGAUACAACGUUUAUAGAUAAUUUAACCACCUCAUCAACGUGGGGGGAAGUGAAAAGAGCUAUUCCAAGAAGACAUGGUAUGAUUGAACGAAUUGAAUUUGAUGGCGUCAAGAUCGUUGCACCGGAUUCCACUCCUCUUAAGAAUAUCAUUGAUUUUAAGAAGUAUCCUCCGUCAGAAGUGACGUGUAUGACGGCCUAUAUGUUUACUCCAGAAGCAUUGGGUACUGAAUUUUUCAAAGGUAUCGGCUUUUCGUUAAAGGAUGAUGAUACAGGGAAUGAGUAUAAUGAUAAUUACACUAGUCAUCAGAAUGAAACUAAUGGCUACAACCAGAAUGACGGCUAUCAAACAGAAGACUAUAAUUAUCGGCAGAUUGAUGAGAGUAGUUGGCACACGGAACAAAAUUCCAUUGCAAAUGUUUAUGAUGAGGAUAACAGCCCAAGCCAACCAAUUACAACCGAAGAAUCGCAAUAUUUCGAACAUGGAAACAACAGGGAUCAUCCGGAAAAUGGAGAUAUCAAGACUGGAUAUAGUGGUGACGGUUACAUUUUCACUGGUGAAAAUAGUCUUGGGCAGGAUGUGGCGGUGAACUUAAGUCCAAUGCAUUGCAUUGUUGUUGACAGGCAUGAUAAGAAAUAUCCGCCAUAUCUUCUUUUGUCGGAUACAGGAAAGAGAUUACUUUCAGAAAUUGGACCUUUGGACAAUGUUGAAAUCAUUAGGGAUCCCCCAAGGGCAGAUACGAAAGAUGAAUCAAAUGCCCCAAUUCAAAAUUUGAGCUUCAGACAGAGAGUUAGAGCUGCAGGUUCUCUGCUUGUACAUAGUGUCAAUAGAAUGGUAACAGAUAGCCCAGUUGAGCGAGUCGCUAUGCUAUUUUACACUGUGUGCUCAAGAACCGUCGUUCUUUUGUUCUUUUUGUUUAUUUUUGGCUUUGAUUCAGUCCCCAUCAUUCCACUUGUCCUCGCAACGGUCGUAACCAGCAAGGAUAUUGCCAAUCGGUUGGAGGAAAUUGUUACUCGUGAUCUUCCUAGAAUUGUCCAGCCAUCUACGAUGAAACUUGUUGAAUUCGUGAAAUUGACUUCUAACUUUGCUGGUCGUUUGAGUAUCGAGCAUAUAGCAAGAAUUCUUGUGAAGAGAGGUAUUAGCCGAGAUGGAGACUUGGAUAUUCAUGCAGAAGACCGCGGGUUCGGUCCCCGAGUUCUAAAUUGGUUGUCUCUAUUGCUAAUAAACGUUCUUAAGGAUGUGAUUCUUUUACUGGUUACACUAAUUCCUGUCGGAUACAGUGUUUUUGAUGAAGAAAUGACAAAGAAGGAAGCUAAUGUUGGAAGUACUAUACAAAAUGGCCUGCAAGAGGGUCAAGGACAUUUAAAUGAUGCUAGAAUUGCUCCCAAUGCUGACGAGGACUAG
Molecule: messenger RNA, 1482 nt
Organism: Brettanomyces bruxellensis
Lineage: Eukaryota; Fungi; Ascomycota; Pichiomycetes; Pichiales; Pichiaceae
Exons: 1
Coding region: 1-1482 (493 amino acids)
Source: RefSeq, a predicted model, not a curated record